Trichoderma virens Gv29-8 is the source of this 3606-nucleotide messenger RNA. RefSeq lists its product as uncharacterized. The annotation marks the transcript as partial. The record is from RefSeq and is a predicted model, not a curated record. The transcript has 4 exons. Lineage: Eukaryota; Fungi; Ascomycota; Sordariomycetes; Hypocreales; Hypocreaceae. Gene Ontology annotation, molecular function: protein binding; hydrolase activity, acting on ester bonds.
GUCAGCGUUUCUAGGCCCAAGGGACCCAUGGGGCUAAACACAUUGUAUGAUCCAGGAGAGAUUGCUCUAGUAGACGUCAUCUUCGUCCAUGGACUGGGAGGAGAUUCCAAAAAGACAUGGUCAGGAUCUCGUGACGCGGAGAGCUUCUGGCCACAGGACUGGCUGCCGAAUGAUCCAAGCUUCAAGACGGCACGCAUUCAUUCGUUUGGAUACGAUGCAAAUUGGCGAGACCGGAGUCUUAGUAUCCUAUCCAUUCAUGAUUUCGGCCAAGAUUUGUUGGGAGAGAUGAAGAAUCACCCAUCGAUAAGGCGAAGCAAGACCAACUUCGUUCUCAUCGGACACAGUAUGGGUGGAAACAUCGCCAAGGCAGCAUAUGUUCUGGCCAGGCAGAGUCCCACGACCGACGAACUUGCGUCAAGGUUUCAUUCGAUCAUCUUCCUGGGCACUCCUCAUCGCGGAUCCAAUCUAGCCAAGGUUGCUAGAAACAUUCUCCAGGUCAUGGGUGUUUCUAAGCCCUAUCUCGACGACCUCUCUGCAAACUCGGCGUAUCUGACUGAACUUAAUGCUUUAUUUCAGCCUUACGCUGCAGAUUUGCAUAUAUGGUCAUUCUUUGAAACCCGUCCAGUAACUGAACGACCCGCAAUUGUGUUGGUGGAUAAGUUCUCCGCUACACUUGGAUAUAGUCACGAAGAAGUCCUUCCUCUGGAUGCCGACCAUCGACACAUUUGUAAAUUCGGUAGCAUUGAAGAUCCGAAUUAUAGAAAAGUGCGAAAUGCUCUAAGUAGAGCUGUGGAGAUGAUUCAGCUCAAAGACGAGCCUUAUUCCGCUACAGCAUCAAGAGCUAGACUCGAAAAGUAUCUGAACACCGACGACUCUUAUCAAGACGACUUAUUUAAUUGCCAAAAUGCGAAACUACCGGGAUCGUGUGCCUGGUUUACGGAGCAUGUUGUCUUCGCGGAAUGGCUGGAUUUCGAAAUUCAAUCUGAAGUGCCAGCCUCACCUCCUAUCCUCUGGCUGACAGGGUCCCCAGGAACCGGAAAAUCCAUUAUAUUUGGCCAUGCAGUUGACUUUACAAAGGCCAAAGGUGCUUAUUGCGAAUACUACUUCUUUCGGAAGGGCCAGACAAGUAGUAAUGGACUGGGGCCUUUCUUGCUUCAUAUAGCUUACCAAAUGGCGUUGAAUGAUCCAGCAGUGCGACGGCGGAUAUUCAAACUACAAGACAACUCCGUUUCUUGGCAAUUGCAUGAUGAAAAGUCUAUAUGGCGGAAGCUAUUUGUCGAUGGUAUAUUCCAGGUUCGGUUUAAAUCGCCUCAUUAUUGGCUGAUCGAUGGUCUGGAUGAAUGCUCGGGUGCAUCAGCUUUCUUCCAACUAGCCUCGCAGAUUCCCGACGCUAUUCAAAUCUUUGUUACCAGCAGAAAUACUCCUGAGAUUGAACGCGGCAUUGGUUCUCUAGGUUAUCGUGUUCUUACCCAUUCCCUCUCCAUAACGGAUACAGCUGCGGAUAUUCAAGCAGUUAUACAUGCCGGGUUGGAAAUACUAUCUCUUCAUGAUAUCGCCCAGCUUGAGCCAAAACUUGUUGAAAAGGCGUCAGGAUCCUUCAUGUGGGUUCGCCUCGUAUUGCAGGAGCUCGAAACUGCCUUUACAGACGAAGAUGUCGAAGAGAUUCUCAACGAGGUCCCCAAUGACUUAUAUAAAAUGUAUGAAAGAAUCCUUCACACCAUCGAAAACGAACGACGGAGGGCUAAAGUCGCAAAGAGCAUCCUAUUCUUCGUCGUCCUAGCUGUUAGGCCAAUGACGUUGGAUGAAUUGUGCCACGCGAUACAGUACGAGCUUGGCCAGACGCUACACAAGAUGGACCAGGUCAUUAUGCUCACGUGUAGCCAGUUCGUUACUAUUAAUCAUAGAAGCAGAGUUCAGAUUGUACACGAAACUGCGAGGGAGUUUUUCCUCAGCGAAGGCCUCAAUUCCUCAUUAGCCAUUCCACGCUGUCAGGGCCAUAGCCGUUUUGCCAAUCUUUGUAUCUCAUAUCUGGACGCUCAAUUUCAACAUCUGCCUGGGACAUUAGAGCUAGGGGCUAACAGUGUGCAACAAAACGCAACCGCAUUCUUUCUCAAAUAUGCAUCGACAUCAUUUUCUCAACAUCUCAUUGAAGCUGAUAAAAAUAGCCUUGAGCUCUUCAAUACAGUCGUUGACUUUCUUAAUAUCAAAGCCCUUUUCUGGAUAGAGUACCUUGCUUCGGAAUCUCUCGUUGUCGUUAUUCCAAGGACAUCCAUGGAUCUAGCCCUCUACAUCAACGAAGAAAUGCACGAUUUGAUACCAGACAAAUUCCAGAUGCUUAAAUCUUGGGUAACUGAUCUAUCUCGAGUAGUAUUUACAUUUCGUGAUCAGCUGCUACUCGACCCUUCUAUCAUCCACGAUCUCAUCCCCACUCUAUGUCCCACGUCCUCGGUGGUUUCUCAGAGUGCGCUUCUUCCCCCUUCGACUAUAGCCGUUUCUGGGACGAGGGAUCCGACUUGGGACGAUUGUCUUCUGCGCAUACCAACUGACCAAGAGGUUAAUUCCGUUGGUUAUGGAGAGAAGCAUUUCGCCAUUGGUCUGCGCGAUGGGGAGAUUGAUGUCUAUGAUUCAGCCUCUAUGCAGCCUCACAUUAGCCUUGUACACCCGGAUUCUAAAGCAUCGCUGCUGGAAUUUAUUAAUCAGGAUACCUAUCUUGUUUCUUCUGGACGGUGGGGAGUAUCGAUUUGGAACGUAAAAUCCGGUUCUGAGCUUCACCGUAUAGCUUGCUCUUCGCCGCAGGCGGUUCAUCUUCAAGACGAUGAGCUUCAUAUUGCUCUAGAGGAUGGCGACAUGAUUUCAAGAUCUCGCAAGUGGUUCCCGUCCUCCGCAGCCUCCGAAUCUUGGCCGUGGGAAGAUAACCGGCUUCAACAUGUUGCUUUCUCUCCUAUUUAUCCCAACAUUCUGGCUGCGUCAUUUCAUACUAAAGAUGUCUACUUGUUCGACGUUGAUGACUCUGAUUUUGUCGGAACAUGCUGUGCGCAUGAAGACAGCAUUGUCCGAGCCAUAAUGUUCAACCCCCAGCACGAGAUUCUCGUCGUUUCGCAUGUUAAUGGAUCUUUAGCAGCAUUUGACACUGGUACAAUGUCAAGAAUUCUAAUGCUACCUUUUGUAUCAGCGCAUGUCCUCAGUUGGUCUGCAGACGGCAGAUACUUGAUCGUGGGCACACAAAACACCACGGCCCAUAUGCACACUAUAGAUGUAUAUGAGCUCUGCCCGGAUGUUGAAUCGAUUAAGCUCAAGAUUAUAUAUCGCACCAAUUAUCCCCACAAAGUCAUUUCCCAGAUCUCUACAGCGAAUCAUGGGCUCCGAUUUGCGAGCAUUCAUCUCACCGAAUGUCAUAUUUGGGAUCUUUCUCGCUCGCUGUACACAUUUGGCAAUUCUCAGCACGUCAAUGAGAAUAGCAAUACCUUGGUACCUAGUUCGCAGCAACCAUCUCCAACGGAAACGCGAGGCGAGAUCUCAGCCAUGGUCUUAUCUGAAGAUGGGACGGCCGCUAUAUGUGGAAAUGAGCAUGGGGAAAUAUGGGUAUUCUCAACAAUUGAUGGCUCC